This is a messenger RNA of Arachis ipaensis, 915 nucleotides long. NCBI's taxonomy places the organism in Eukaryota, Viridiplantae, Streptophyta, Magnoliopsida, Fabales, Fabaceae. The record is from RefSeq and is a predicted model, not a curated record.
AUGGGGGAGCUGCACUAUUUCCUGGAAAUUCAAGUAACCAGGAUUGAUGAUAGUGGUCUACUAAUGACUCAAAGCAAGUAUGUAAAAGACUUACUUGUAAAAGCAGGCAUGAAUGGCUGCAAAUAUUGUUCAACACCACUAUCGUUAUCCUUAAAUAUUCAAGCUAUAGGGGGAGCAGAGCUUGACAAUCCCCACCUGUAUCGAUUAGUGGUAAAAAAUCUUCAAUACUUGACAGUAACCAGGCUUGAUCUAACCUUCAGUGUAAACAAACUAGCUCAAUUCAUGCAAGCUCUACUAGAGUCACACUGGAAGCUAGUCAAAAGGAUACUAUGUUAUGUAAGUGGAGCUGCCACCUAUGGUCAUAAGCUUUCUAAAGAUCCAUCUAUGAAGAUAACAACUUAUUGUAACCCGGAUUGGGCAUGUGACCCGAGUGACAGGAAAUCAAUUGGUGGAUUCUGUGUAUAUGUGGGAAGGAAUCUGGUUUCUUGGCACUCAAAGAAACAAGGAGUGGUAGCUAGAUCAAGUACAAAGGCAGAGUAUAGAGCAUUGGCAGAUUUAGUAGCAGAACUGAUCUGGAUCAAAGGUCUGAUAGAGGAAUUAAAGUGGCCUGUUCAAGAAGCUCCCAUGGCAUAUUGCGAUAAUCAAAGAACUAUGUUCUUAGCGGAAAAUCCUAUCCUGCAUUUAAAGACAAAACACUUUGAAAUUGACUUGCAUUUUGUCAGGGAUUAUGUCACAAGCAAAGUCAUUCAAGUGAGUCAUGUCCCCAACUCAGUUCAGAUUGUAGACACCUUUACCAAAGCUCUCCCCUCCACAGCAUUUCUUCAUCUUAGGGACAAACUCAAGGUGCAGAAUUUGGAAAAUUCAGCACCCUUGAGUUUGCGGGGACAUGAUAGAGGAUACAAUAAAGACAUGUGA